Nicotiana attenuata is the source of this 2322-nucleotide messenger RNA. Its product is annotated as protein DETOXIFICATION 53. Gene Ontology annotation, biological process: xenobiotic detoxification by transmembrane export across the plasma membrane. Gene Ontology annotation, cellular component: membrane. The transcript has 2 exons. Bases 353 to 1930 code for a protein of 525 amino acids. The record is from RefSeq and is a predicted model, not a curated record. Lineage: Eukaryota; Viridiplantae; Streptophyta; Magnoliopsida; Solanales; Solanaceae. Gene Ontology annotation, molecular function: antiporter activity; xenobiotic transmembrane transporter activity.
CUACUGCCCUGCAGCCAUUGUAAAGGACACUUAUUAAUAUUUCUUCACAAACUUUAGUACUACUCACUAUAUAAACAAGUACGAGCCAGGAAUGUGUAUGCAUAUUUUCCCAGCUCUAUAUUCCAUCUUCUUCUUCUUCUUGUUCAUAUUAUUCUGUAAAUUAUUACUCUAUCCACUCGUUGAAUCUCAUUUCUCCUCAUUUUCCUGUAAGAAAACAUUUGUUACUUGAUCUCUAAGAUAUUUUAUAAAACUCUGUAUGGAUUUUGUCCUCCGUACUGAAAAAACAACCGAAAGAUAUUUUCUUCUUAUAGCAUAAUAUAUUAAUUGAUUGAUCAGAUAUAUGUAGUUAGAGAUGUGCACAGCAAUGAAUGAAUCUCGAGAAGAAAGUGAUGAUAUUAUCAGUAUAACAAGUGAUGAAAUGGCUGCAGCCGCCGCCACCAUUGAGCAGAUGGUAAAACAAAGAGAAGAAUUUGUUCGGCCGUCAUAUUCCUCCUCCCAUACUAGUGCUCUUCAAUUUUUCAGACGAGUUCCGAUGAAUGAGGUGAGUGGAGAACUACUCUUGCUUGGGAAAAUUGCAUGUCCAGUGGCCUUAACAUCAUUGCUGUUGUUUUCAAAGAACAUUAUAUCAAUGCUUUUCUUGGGGCAUAUGGGCAAAACAGAGCUAGCUGGAGCUUCACUAGCAAUUGGAUUUGCAAAUGUAACGGGCUAUUCUGUAAUGAAAGGGCUUUGUAUGGGCAUGGAGCCCAUUUGUUCCCAGGCUUAUGGUGCAAAAAGAUGGUCAGUUCUAACCCAAACAUACAUCAAAAUGUUUUUACUCCUCUUAGCUGUGACAAUUCCAAUCACAUUUCUUUGGUUAAAUGUUGAACCUGUCUUCCUUCGACUAGGCCAAGAUCGAGUCAUUACAAAAGUCGCCAAAGGUUACUUAAUUUUCUCUAUACCUGAGUUACUUGCUAGCGCGCACUUGAAUCCUUUGAGAGCAUUUUUAAGGACACAGUGCAUAAAUACACCAGCUACUUUAGUAGCUACAUGCUCAACCCUUUUGCACCUUCCGAUUACCUAUCUUCUUGUAACGUAUUUGAAUUUGAACGUGAAAGGUAUUGCGUUGGCUUCUUUUUUAUACUCACUGAACAUGAACAUUGGCUUGAUACUUUAUUUGUUUCUGUCCAAAGUUGCAAUUAAACCAUGGGCUGGUGCUACAUUUAUCUCAACUUUCAAUGGUUGGCGUCCCUUGUUGAGUUUGGCUUUGCCUAGCCUAUUUUCCGUGUGCUUGGAAUGGUGGUGGUAUGAGAUUGUUCUCUUCUUGAGUGGCUUAUUGAAUAAUCCUGAUUCUUGCGUAGCUGCUAUGGGAAUAUUGAUACAAACAACAGGGACAAUUUAUGUGUUCCCAUUUUCACUAAGCUUGAGUAUAUCACAACGUGUUGGUCAUGAAUUAGGGGCUGGUAACCCUGACCGUGCUAAAUUAGCAGGACUCAUUGGUAUCUUCGUGGCACUGGCUUUUGGGCUCACCGCGUUUGGUGUAAGCGUUGGGGUGAAAUCAGUAUGGGGGAAAUUGUACACGAACGAGCCAGAAAUACUUGCGUUAAUUUCAGCAGUGCUUCCAAUCCUGGGAUUAGCUGAAAUCGGAAACUCUCCUCAAACAGCAGCAUGUGGUGUGCUAACUGGCUCUGCAAGACCAACAAUGGGUGUAAGAAUAAACUUAGCAGCAUUUUACCUAGUUGGAUUACCAUGUGCUUGUGUAUUUGCUUUUAAACUCAAGAUUGGCUUUAAGGGAUUAUGGUUAGGUCUUGUUGCAGCUCAAUUUGCUUGUAUAUGUAUGAUGGUGUAUACAUUAAUGCAAACAGAUUGGAAACUUCAGGCAAGAAGGGCAGAGGAAUUGACCAAGGCAGCUUCAGACAAGGAUGAUGAUUCUGGAUCCAAUCUAGUACCAUAAAAUAUUACGUACAUGCGAUGCCGUGUUGAAGUGUGUGUGGCUUCAUUCUUUCUCAUGUACUAAAUUCGUGGAAUUAGCUGCUCUGACGUCUUGCUGAAAUGUGUGUCCAUCUCAUCUAAAAACUUAGGUUAUUACAUAGAACAUGCUUUUUAACUAUUUAGUUAUAUUGUGUCUCACAUAUUUGACUUAUCCCAUUGUAAAAUGUCUUUCUUUGUCUCAAGAGAAUCCAAGGAUUUAGGAGGGAGAAUAUAGAGAAACCAACAGUGUGACAUUUCAUUUUUUAUUUUUUUGUUAACAUGAGUUUGUGAGUUAGAGGGUUACGGUUUGUAAUAGGUACCACACAAAAAAACAAGUGUAUAUUUUCUCCUCAAUUUUGAAUUGAAUAUGUUAGA